GUGCAGCAAUUACCCAGAAUCCCGCGCGCCGUGCUUCCCUGCAGCCGAGUGAGGAGCAGCCAGGCGGCGGUGGCAGCGGGUCAUACAGGGAGCUCGGCUCUGGGAAUCCGGUAACGGACACGGCGAGAUGAACACCAUUAAGGGAGUGCCGUCCAGGAUAGCCAGGCGGUCAGGGCACGGCGUGGAGGCGGAGAGGGAGCAGUUUGACAGAAACCAGGGCAUCAGUAUCAGCAAGGCUAUCAAUGCGCAGGAAGCUCCAGUAAAGGAGAAACAUGCACGCCGCAUUAUCCUGGGCACUCAUCAUGAGAAAGGUGCAUUUACAUUUUGGUCAUAUGCCAUCGGUCUUCCCCUUCCUAGCAGCUCCAUUUUAAGUUGGAAAUUCUGCCAUGUACUGCACAAAAUUCUUCGAGAUGGGCAUCCAAAUGUUCUCUCAGAUUGUCAGCGAUAUCGCAAUAACAUUCGGGAAAUGGGAGAAUUAUGGGGUCAUUUGCAUGAUCGAUAUGGACAACUUGUGAACAUUUAUACAAAGCUGUUGCUUAAUAAGAUAAGCUUUCAUGUAAAGCAUCCUGAAUUUCCACCCAACCUGGAAGUGUCCGAUGAUGUCCUUGAGAAAGCAGCUGGCACAGAUGUAAACAACAUAUUUCAGCUCACUGUGGAAAUGUUUGAUUAUAUGGAUUGUGAAUUGAAGGUCUCCGAAGCUGUUGUGAGGCAGCUCAACAGCGCUAUUGCAGUGUCUCAGAUGUCUGCAGGACAGUGUAAGCUGGCGCCCCUGAUUCAGGUGAUCCAGGACUGCAGCCAUCUCUAUCAUUACACCGUCCAGCUGAUGUUCAAACUCCAUUCGUGCCUGCCUGCUGACACUCUCCAGGGGCACAGAGACCGAUUCCACGAGCAGUUUCACAGUCUUAAAACCUUCUUCAAACGAGCUUCUGACAUGCUGUACUUCAAGCGACUUAUUCAGAUACCCCGUCUUCCUGAUAGUCCUCCUAACUUUUUGAGAGCCUCGGCGUUAGCAGAACAUGUUAAGCCUGUGGUCGUCAUAGCCAAUGAGGCUCCAGAGGAAGAGGAACAACCAGAGUCUCUCGUAGAGAUUACCGCUGCACCUCAGCCUGUGGAACAGCCGGUCGUGGAAGAUCUGUUUCAACAAAACUUUUCUUCUCCAAACGGGCUUGUGAAAGAUGACAGGGAUCUUCAAAUUGAAAAUUUAAAGCAAGAAAUUGAAAUGCUGCGAGCAGAGUUGGAAAAAAUCAAACUGGAGGCUCAAAAGUACAUUUUGCAGCUGAAAGGUCAGAUUAACACUUUAGAAGCAGAAUUGGAGGAGCAGCGCAAGCAGAAACAGAAAGCCCUGGUUGAUAAUGAGCAAUUGCGGGAUGAACUGGAGAAACUGCGAAAACAAAAGCAAGAAACGGACAAGACCCAGGAGAUCUUGGUAGAAGCAGAAAAAAAAGCACAGGCAACAGAAUUGCGCUACAAUAAGCUGAAGGAAAAGCACAAUGAACUGAUAAAUGUCCAUGCUGGACUUCUCAGAAAGAAUGCAGACACUGCAAAGCAGCUCACUGUAUCACAGCAAAAUCAAGAAGAGGUGGCUCGUAUCAAGGAACAGCUGGAGUUUCAGAUGGAUCAGGUGAAGCGAGAGUCAGAAAUAAAGUUGGAAGAACAAACCUUUCAGACGGAGCAACUGAAAACUGAAAUGGAGUCUAAGAAGAGAGAGUUAGACAUGAUCCAGCAGUCGCUGAAUAAUUCAAUGCAGUCUGAAAGCCAUCUAAAUUCCACGCUGGCAACAUUAGAAGCUGAGAAGGAUGAAUUGAAAAGCUUGCUCAAGUCGAAGGAGACAGAGCUGUUAUCUGUCAGAAAUUUUGCCCAAGACACAGAGACUUUGUUCAAUCAAGAGCAGGAAAAACGAGCCAGUGAAAUACGGGACUUGAAUGAUAAACUCCACAAAAAGGGUGAAGACGAGCUGAAACUCUACCAGAAGAUGUUAGAGGACCAGUUUAACGUUGUUCAGAGAACUGUAAGCGAGGCCGAAAAUAUUAUUCAGGACGCCGUUGCUAAACUUGAUGACCCUCUUCACAUCCGUUGUACAAGCUCGCCAGAUUACCUUGUCAGCAGAGUCCAGACUGCGUUAGAAUCCGUAACUAAACUUGAAGAUGGCCAUGCUAAAUAUCUACAUGACAUGACAGAUGCGUCUACCUUGGUUGGGGCCCUUGCUCAAUUUGCUCAUCUGACUGCUGACACCAUCGUUAACGGCAGUGCAACCUCUCACUUAGCCCCACCGGACCAUGCAGACCGGCUUAGCGAAAGCUGUCUGGAUUGUGGGAAUCAGAGUUUGCAGUACCUGAAUACCCUAAAGAAUAAACAAUCCCUACAAGAUGCCAACCUGGCAGAUGUUCGAAGAACAUUACAGAACAUCCUUGGGCUUGGAGAGGAACUGAGACCGAAGAGUUUGGAUAUCAAGCAGGAAGAGUUGGGUGACAUGGUUGACAAAGAAAUGGCCUCUACAUCUAAAGCUAUAGAAGAUGCUGUACGAAGGAUUGAGGAAAUGAUGAACCAAGCUCGAAAAGACAGUUCAGGAGUGAAACUUGAAGUAAAUGAGAGGAUUCUAAACUCCUGUACUGACCUGAUGAAGGCUAUCAGACUUUUGGUCAUCACAUCUACAGACUUGCAGAAGGAGAUCGUGGAGAGCGGAAGAGGAGCAGCAAGCCCACAGGAAUUCUACGCCAAGAACUCUCGCUGGACAGAAGGACUGAUAUCUGCCUCCAAAGCCGUAGGAUGGGGAGCGACCCAGCUAGUAGAAUCUGCGGACAACGUGGUCCUUCAUAAAGGCAAAUACGAAGAACUUAUAGUGGGUUCUCACGAGAUUGCAGCAAGCACAGCACAACUAGUGGCUGCAUCAAAGGUAAAGGCGGAUAAGAACAGCAAGAACCUGCCCAAGCUUCAGCAAUGCUCCCGUCAUGUGAAUGAAAUGGCUGCCAAUGUGGUAGCUUCAACAAAAUCUGGAAUCGAACAAAUUGAAGAUAAAGAUACCAUGGACUUUUCUGGGAUGUCCCUGAUUAAACUGAAGAGAGAAGAGAUGGAAAGCCAGGUUAAGGUUCUGGAGCUGGAGAACAUGUUGCAGAAUGAGAGGAUGCGUCUGGGUGAGCUGAGGAAGAAGCAUUACACUCUGGCAGGUGUUUAUGAAGAGGUGGAAGAAGUAAAAGCAUCGCCAGUUCAGAAGCCAGGUAUCCUGAAGAAACCACAGCUGGCCCAGAAACCCAACAUGCUACCAAAAACGGAUUAUAAGAUCGAUAAGGAGGAUGGUGUAUAUCAAGCAAAUUUAAUAAACUUCUAGCCAUUAUCUGAAGAACUUUCCAAAGACAAUUAGAUCAUUUCUGUACACUGUGCGUAGUCUGGCCUGCUAUCUGUGGGAGCUUGGAUAAUACUGCAGGUGCUCAGUAGUCGCUCCAUCUGUGUUCUCGAUGGAUACCAGCUGCCUGGAUGCUUUCAGAUGGUGAACCCCCAUCCUUCACUUCCAUCAAUGCUGAUCAUAAUGUAGUACAAGUAAUCUAGGCCUGCUGCCAUAUCAGAUUUAUUUUAAAAAAAAAUAAUGUUUUAAUUUAUUUUGUACAAAAUGUUCUUUAGGUUAAAGCACAGAUGACAAUCUCCUGUAUAACUA
Pelobates fuscus (common spadefoot toad) is the source of this 3649-nucleotide messenger RNA. RefSeq names its product huntingtin interacting protein 1 related (gene HIP1R). Gene Ontology annotation, biological process: endocytosis; clathrin coat assembly; actin filament organization. Bases 128 to 3325 code for a protein of 1065 amino acids. Gene Ontology annotation, cellular component: actin cortical patch; clathrin-coated vesicle. Lineage: Eukaryota; Metazoa; Chordata; Amphibia; Anura; Pelobatidae. Gene Ontology annotation, molecular function: clathrin light chain binding; phosphatidylinositol-3,4-bisphosphate binding; phosphatidylinositol-3,5-bisphosphate binding. The record is from RefSeq and is a predicted model, not a curated record. The transcript is spliced from 32 exons.